UCAUUUACCCAGCAUGCACUUGGAUUAGAUGCUCUCACAGUUCAAGAGCUCGAGUCUGAAAUGCACCCUAAAAAACUUCGCUGACCAGGGCUUGUGCGGCACGCUUGAUCACAACCUGGAUACAACCUGUUCCAGCCCCUCCCCUCUGGGAAACCUCCCCAUCUGGCGACACAGCACGGGCACGUUCACGCGAACGUCAUAUCACGUAUUCUAAUAGCGAUAUGGCCCCACCUGCUGGAGAUAAUACAGCAUGACAGAUACCUACGCGCCGUGAGGGAAGGCGGCAAAACCCCGUUGGAGCAGGCGCGAGCGGGCGCCACUGAUGGUGCGGGUAACGUUAGCCACUACAGCACACUACUGUACUCACUAAAGAUGUUAGCGGCAAAACGUUCGGUUUGUUGAAAUGGAUGACAAUGAUUCCUUGGGCAGUAUGGGCAGUAUGGACAGUUUACUCCUUCAGCUGGCUCUACAAACCUGGGAGAUAACUGAGAAGAGGGAUCAACUAAAUCAACAAAUUCAAAUCAUCAAAGCUAAUGUUGCAGAGAAGAAAUCCUUCAUUGAAGGUGUACAAAGAAACAUCCAGAAGCUUGAGGAAGAAUCUCACCAUAAGCAGAAAAUGGUGAAACAUCUCAAAGACAACUCAAAAAGUCUGAAAGGAACUAACAGCCUCCUGCUGCAUUAUGAGAAGACCCUGCAGGCUGAACUGGAGAGUAGACAAGAUAACUGCAACCAAGACAUGAAGGUGUACCAGGAGAGAAUCGAGAGCUACAGGAAGGUUUACCAACAGCACAAAGAGCAGUACUGCCAGAAUCCUCUGGCCAAUAAUCUGUUGCUGAUACAGGGGGAGAAGGAAGAGAUUGAGAGACGGAUUAAAGCAAUUGAGGAACGAAUAAAGGCUAAAGAAAAACUUUUACAGGAUCUCUUAGGUCAAACACUCCCCAUUGAGAACCCAAAAGAAAGCAUCUUGGGUCUUCAGACGGAAACUUCUUACAGACAGUCAGACCCUCCAACCGAGAAUGACCUUCAUUCUCCACUAGACAUCUCCUCACUCCAUCUCGCUCAGGAAGACAAACAAGGAGAUGGAGUGACUGAAGAGAACCAGGAGAUCUUUUUGAGGGAAACUUCUGCUUUCCCACCAGCACAAGAAGCCCCAAACUGUGACCUGUGGUCUGAGUCAGAGUCUAUGGUUCAGACAGCAGGCCAGGUGGCUGGCUUAGAGCAGCACACAGGGAGUGGGCUGGAGGAACAUCUCAACAUCUCAGGGGAGGGGAUGGAGGAGGUGGUAAAGGAGAGAGGGACUAAGGGAGGAGAGGAGCAGCCUACAUCUUUUAUUACUGAAGAGGAGAAUGAAGCGAUGGUAGUAGCUGUCUAUCCCCGGACGUCCCCUAAGACCCCUGCCAGAACGCCAGCAGUGUCCAGCACCCCAACCUUCUCAAUAAACAGUACCCCCAGCAGUUCACCAGGCCAACCAGAUGGCUCCACAACCAAAUCCCCAGGCUUCCUGUUCUCCCUGACGUCUGGUCCGAGGCCCGCCACACCGGCCUUCUCUGGCUUCGACUGUGGCUUUGAAAUGGGCUCGGCUCCGGAGGAGGACACCCCUUUUUCCUUCACCAGUUCUUACUUCAGCAGUGAAAAGAAAUCGCUUGGAUUCAGCUUGCCAACAGGCUUCCCGUUUGCCCUGCCGGAGUUGGAGAAGUCAGAAGAUGGUUUUGAGUUUCCUUUCAGCUCCAGGAGUCCCAAUCAGCCAUCUGCUAGCAGGGAGAAGUGGGAAGAGGACUCCUUUGCCUUUAACUUGGGGAAGUUCUAAAAAAAAAAUACUGUGUUUAAAGGAGGAAUCCCAAGAAGCAGCCUAUUCCUUCUCUAGUGCAGUGUUUGAGCUCAACCCCAAAGGGUCCUGGCUAAAAAUAGUGCACUUGGAGAAUAUGGUUCCAGUCCGCACACAUCCUGAUAUACUCCAGGGGUUGUUACUGCACUAGUUUCCUGUUUGUUUGGUUAUUUCCUGUUGGAUCAUUUCCUGUUAGGCUAUUUGUAGAAAUAUGCUUUUAAGUUGUUUGAAAGUACAAUUACAUUGUAACAUUCAGACCAAGUAAAUCUUUUUGGGUACACUGUAAUGUGGACAUUUCCACACAAGUUUAGGACAGUCUAGCUUCUCUUCAUUAUAACACGUCUAUAUGUAACAUUUAUAAUACUUGAGUUUUAAAAAUAAUACUUUUAUGUACUCAUAUAAAAAUAAAAAUCUGAAUCUGUAGAACCGUAAAUGUUUUUAUUCAUGGAUCUUUCCAUAAUUCAUUAUUGAAUUAGAUAUUUUUAUUUUUGAGGCGUUUCUUUUAAACUACUGACAUUUAAACAACUGAAAGACUUGGAUGUUCUGCUGAAACAGAACAUCCUGGAAUAAGGGAAGUUGCACGUGAUCAGUGUUUUGAUUUGAAGAAUCAUCAGUUCAGAUUUACAUAGUUGCACAAGCAUGAAUAAAA
Messenger RNA from Esox lucius (northern pike), 2474 nucleotides. RefSeq lists its product as uncharacterized. Bases 404 to 1807 code for a protein of 467 amino acids. Gene Ontology annotation, biological process: spermatogenesis; homologous chromosome pairing at meiosis; meiotic DNA double-strand break processing involved in reciprocal meiotic recombination. NCBI's taxonomy places the organism in Eukaryota, Metazoa, Chordata, Actinopteri, Esociformes, Esocidae. The record is from RefSeq and is a predicted model, not a curated record. The transcript has 17 exons. Gene Ontology annotation, cellular component: central element.